Molecule: messenger RNA, 1213 nt
Organism: Epinephelus fuscoguttatus (brown-marbled grouper)
Lineage: Eukaryota; Metazoa; Chordata; Actinopteri; Perciformes; Serranidae
Gene: lg21h11orf65
Product: linkage group 21 C11orf65 homolog
Exons: 9
Coding region: 424-1116 (230 amino acids)
Source: RefSeq, a predicted model, not a curated record
GUCGUUAGCAGGCAGCGUCUAAUUACAGCGGAAGUCAUGAGAGUGUUGGAGAUGUCUGCCCUCACUCUAAUAUUGUGGUCUGGUAGUCUGGCGAUAGUCUGGCGACCUGUCCAGGGUGUGUCCUGGGAUAAGCUCCAGCCCCCUCGUGACCCUCGAGAGGAUAAGUGGUUAUGGAAAUGAAUGUAGUGGAAUAAAAAGUGUGACAAUGAAGUGGAGAAGAAGUUAAAGUCUAGAUUGUAUUUGAAUACAGUGCUGGAGUAAAUGUAGUUGCCCUCGACUGUCUGCCUUCUCUUUUCCUCAUCAUUUCUUCUGUUCUCGUUUUUAAAUAUGCAUCCAGCUUACAGGAGGAGGGUCCCCAGGAGCCCCACCAGGAGACACUGCAGCAGAUAUCAGCCAGAAUAAUUCAGAAGGCCUGGAGAAGAUAUGUGUACAGGGAGGUCUUCAAGUAUUUCAAAGAGCUUAUCAGCCGUUGCAACCAGGGGGAUCCACACACAAUCCUCAAAACUGUCAAUCCUCGAGAGGCAGAGUUACUGGAUGCUGCUGCUGGCGUGUUCAUCCGAUUUCGACUUGGAGGGAUUACCUUUCCUCCCAACAUCUAUUAUAAGAUCUUCACCUAUCGACCCGUCAUGGACGUGUGUGCCAGCAGCCCAAAGGACUACACCCAGCCUGGCCUUAAGAGGCCUGUGGCUCGGCAGGCCAACAACAGCUGGCCUCUUGUGCAGGAGGACCGAUCAGGAUGGUACCAGCGCAUGGAGAACAACAGCUGGAGGCUCUUCUGUUGCAAGGUUGCAGCGGCAGCAGGAUGUAGACAAGUGGCGGAAGAAGAGGAAAAUUGAAUGGCUGAAGCAUAUGUAUAACCAGGGUCGUGUGCAGACUCAUCCCGUGCAUGGACACAUGGCGACAUUGGUGGGGAAUUCAGCUCAGGAAGUGAUGGACAUCACUGAAAAUAUGGGAGAGGAUGAGAUACUAGAAUGGGAGCUGGAUGAGCUGCUGGCUUGGACCAACACUCUCAGCUUUGAGGAGUACAUGCGUGAGUGGAGAGGUUUGGCCUGCAGCUGCUCCUCUGAGCCAAGCAAAGAUGUUCCUUCAUGUCCCCCCCAGGUUAGAUCCACAUGAGUCUGCUGCUGUGGCUGAUGAGGACAGUUAAGUAAAACAGAAUCAAAGUAUCUGUGCUGUACACAAUUAGCAUUCUCUAAAGUCACACUUUAUCUCC